AUGCGCCCGCCCGCGUGGUGCCCGGCGGCGCCGCUGGUCACGAAUCGGUCGCGGUCGCGGCCCUUCUUCCUCGUCGCGGCGCUGCACGUGCGCCUCUACGACUCGGACCCGGCGAAACUCACCGUGGACGACCUCCUGCACUGGCUCGCGUGGCACCGCUACGCUGGGGUGGAAAAGGUCUUCGUCUACGACGCGCACCUCCGCGAGAGCGAGCGCUUCGAAGGCGACCCGCGGAUCCGGGCCGCCGCGCGCGCGGGCUUCCUCGAGUACGUCGACUGGGGCGCCGUCGCGCGGCGCAACGUCCGCGCCGACGGUUCCCUGGCGGGCAAGCACGUCGCCGCCGUGCAGCUGCCCGCCGCGCGCGACGCGCACCGCCGCGCCGUCGACGUCGCGAAGUGGAUGCUCCUGGUCGACGUCGACGAGUACGCGUCCGUCGACGCGGACGAGCCGCCCCGCGGCUUCCUGGGCGCGCGCGUCCGCGCGGAGAGCCGGCGCGCGGAGCGCGGGCGGCCCGUGCGCGUGUCGCAGCUCGUGCUGCCCACGGUCAUCUUCGAGGGCCCGCGCGACGGACGCCGCGGGCCCAUGCUCGCGCGGCAGGUUGUUCGGCGGCGCGACGCCGCGCACAACCGGAGCGCGACGAAGGCAAUCGUGCGCCUCGACGCCGUCGCCGAGUACAACGUCCACAAGUCGACAGUUGCCUUCGGGAGGACCGUCGCCGUGGCGCGGUCGUCUCUGUUCGUCCGCCACUACCAUGCGGGACGAUCCGUGGGGUACCGCUCGUGGCCCGAGCUCCGCCGGGACCCGGAGGCGCUCGGCGAGCUCCUCGGUAGGACGGAGCCCGCGGACUGCCGCGCGAUCUGCGACGCCGUCCUCGCGUGCGACCGCGCCGCGGCCGACGACGACGCGCCGCCGCUCGCGCUCGGCGCCGCCGCCCUGCGCGUCUACUGGGCCGGCUCCGUCUUCUUCUGCAGCAUCGGCGCCAUUUGCCUCGUCCUCGUCGGCCGGUCCAUCGCCUCGCGCACGGAGUCGCCGCUGUCGGCGCAGGGAACGCUCCUGAACACGGUGCUGCCCGUGCUCCUGGGCGACGCCCUCUUCGUGUUCUCGCGCGGCCCGGCGCCCGGAAAACCGUCGUCGCGGACGCGACGCCGCAGGUACCUGCCCUACCACGUCUUCAACCUGUACACGGACGGCGGCGGCAACGAGCGCGGCGCCGUCUGCGCCGCGUCGGGCUUCCUGGGCAUCCUCGCCUCGACCCUGGGCCUCUGCGGCGCGGCGGCCAUGGCCUACGCGCCCUGGCGCGCGAUCCGCGACGCGGCGGCCUGCCGGCGGUCCCGCGGGGCCCCGCGGGGCAGACUCCUGGCCGCGUGCGCGCUGAUGGUGCUCUGGAGCUGCGGCUGCGCGACGGCGCCGCUGCUCCGGGACAACGUGGGCACGAACCGGGGCUUCUACUGCGCCGCACUGGGGCGACCCCGUCUCCGCGCUGCCGUCGCUCAUCACCUGGAGCGGCGCCGCGGGCCUGACGGCGUGGUUCCCUACGACACGCGGCGAAAGAUCGGCGACCACGGCACGGAGGCCGAGAGCCCGCGCCGGGCCGUGCGCGACGCGAGCCGCCUCGGCCUCGGCAUCUUUCUGGGCAUCCUGGCCUUUUGGGGGCCGAUCAUCGCGACGGUCGUCUGCCACCUGUUGGGGGUGAGGACGCCCGUCGGCCUCGAGUUCGCCGCGGGUCUGGUCGCCAAGAUGAAGCCGCCCUUCGACGCCUACCUGCUCAUGCGCCUCAAGGCGCUGCGCGACAGCUUCUUCGUCCGGGCCCUCGUCGCGCGGCUCCGCCGCAUCUCGCGGACGCUCGGCGCCGCGGCGCCGCGGCUGGGCAAGCUCAUGCCGAGGCGGCCGAGCGACCGGCGGCGGUCGUCCGCGACGAAGGCCGACCACGAGGCCGCCGUCGAGCUGCCGGAGUCGUCGCUCUGCGACUACGCGGGGGCCCUCGAGCCCGCCGAGGGCGUCGAGGCCUGGGACGGCGACGAGCGCAAGGUCGAGGCCGAGGGCGUCGAGGCCUGGGACGGCGACGAGCGCAAGGUCGAGGCCGAGGGCGGCGAGGCCUGGGACGGCGACGAGCGCAAGGUCGAGGCGCUCCGCGACGACGGCCCGAGGGUCGCGCCCGUCGCCUGGGACGACGGCGGCGACCACCCCGAGGAGCACGGCGUCGGCCACGUGCUCGAGCACCGCACGUCGUCGCGGCGGUCCAUGCUCCUCGCCGGGAGCGCGCCGUCGGCCAUCUCCCCGCGGAACGUCUUCGCCUCCGUCGGCGACGGCGCCGACUCCGACGACGACGACGGCGGCCCCGCGCGGAACGUCUUCGCCUCCGUCGGCGACGGCGGCGACUCCGACGACGACGACGGCGGCCCCGCGCCCGCCUACGCGUCGCCCCGGCGCGCGGAACCCACUUAG
Molecule: messenger RNA, 2445 nt
Organism: Aureococcus anophagefferens
Lineage: Eukaryota; Pelagophyceae; Pelagomonadales; Pelagomonadaceae
Exons: 3
Coding region: 1-2445 (814 amino acids)
Source: RefSeq, a predicted model, not a curated record